Anisakis simplex (herring worm) is the source of this 330-nucleotide messenger RNA. NCBI's taxonomy places the organism in Eukaryota, Metazoa, Nematoda, Chromadorea, Rhabditida, Anisakidae. The record is from the annotation of a GenBank genome assembly.
GUACGGUUAGUGAUUGGUGCAGACGGUGGAUCAGCGGUAAUUUCAUCAAUCGCGCAAACGGUGAUAAGAUCGAUUCUGCUCAAUGAAACCAUCAAAGAGGCGAUUGACGCUCAACGUCUGCAUAAUCAGUUUAUGCCGUAUCAAACUUUAUAUGAACAGACUUUUCCGAAGGAAUUAGUUGAUGUGUUAAGCGAUCAGUAUGCUCAAAAUAUGACUGCAACAGAACAAGUGAGCAGUGUUGUGCAUGCGCUCGAGGUGCGUGACGAUGGUUUUAUUCAUGGAAAUUGCGAUUUCAGACGGCAUAUCUCAACUUAUCCGUGUGGAUUUUAA